AGAAGGACAAGCCCAGAUGAUUAAAAAAGAAAGCAAGAUUAAGGAAGGAUAUAGGAAUUAGUAUUAUAUUACAAUAGCAGUGGCUGUGUAUUGAUAUGCACUCUCUCCAUCUCAUUAACACUUUUGUCGGUUUUUAGUUGAUCAUUCAUCCUCCUCUUUUCACUCUCUUCUUCGCCAAUAUCCUCUCUCGUGGAGUUCGGGGGGCAAAAUUAAUUACUUCACCCUCCCCUGCUUGUCCUUUCUUCUUCCAUUAUUCCUCCUUUUUCUGCUCUGGAAAUCUUCUAAGCUUGUAGCUAAGCUAAGCUAAACUAAACUUCUAAGACAUGGAUCUUCUUCACUCCUUUAGCUCAUUAGCUCUUAUUCUGUAUCUCAUUGUCUUAACUCUGAACUCUAAAGGUGCAUUAGGUGCUUCUUUCACAUUUGUCAAUCGAUGUGGCUACACGGUGUGGCCUGGGAUAUUAGCAAAUGCAGGCAGUCCUACACUCGACAGCACUGGGUUCGAGCUACCAAAGGACUCAUCUCGUUCAUUUCAAGCCCCAACUGGCUGGUCCGGUCGUUUUUGGGGUCGAACGGGCUGCACAUUUUACGGAUCCGGGUCUGGUACGUGCGUAACGGGCGACUGCGGGUCGGGUCAGAUGGAAUGUAACGGACUCGGAGCUGCUCCGCCCGUGACUCUGGCUGAGUUCACUCUGGGAACAGGUGGGCAAGAUUUUUACGACGUCAGCCUUGUUGAUGGCUACAAUAUCCCCAUGAUCGUUGAAGGCAGUGGUGGGUCAGGUCUUUGUGCUUCGACGGGGUGUACAACUGACUUGAACCGUCAAUGCCCGUCGGAGCUCCGGGUUGGAGACGGUGACGCUUGCAAGAGCGCGUGUGAGGCAUUCGGGAGUCCCGAGUAUUGUUGCAGUGGCGCGUAUAGCACACCUGCCACAUGUAAGCCUUCAGUUUAUUCUGAGAUGUUCAAGGCCGCUUGUCCCAGAUCUUACAGCUAUGCAUACGAUGAUGCUACAAGCACUUUCACGUGUACUGGAGCAGAUUAUACGGUUACCUUUUGUCCCUCUUCUCCUAGUCAAAAAUCUUCGAGAGAUGCUACGCCAGCUACAGAAGCUACCCCAGUGACAGGCUCAACGUCACAAGGGUCAGGGACACAGCCCGGGUUUACUUAUUCUGGUAAUGGAUAUGGAUAUUCGGUUUCAGGGUACGGAUACCCUGGUUCGGGUUCAAGUACUGGGUCAGGAUCCGGGCAAACCAUGUUGACAGAUGGAUCAUGGUUAGCUGGUUUGGCAAUGGGAGAUUCACCAAGAACAAUACCAUCUCCCACUUUUCUACUACCAUUUGCACUCAUGGCAUCAACAGCUUUGUGUUUCUUGUUUUCAUUAGUUCACUUGUAGCCCAUCCCUAUCCUUUUGUAUUAUGGCUUUUGUUAAAUGUGAAUUCUUUACAGAUUUGCAGCUUUGAUGGGUAAAAAUGGGGUUUUGGCCUUUGUUUGAGGAAAAAAAAGCUGACAGAUUCUUGGUCCAGAUUGUAAACCAUCAUCAGCUUCAAGAUUCCCCAAUGUUACAUAAACAUUUAAAACUGUUGUUUCUCUUAACAUUCUGGGAUUUAGAGAUAUUUUGGUUAUGUGUUGUGUUGUGUUGUUAGCUUUGCUUUUUCAGCUUUGGUUGUUUGUUUCUUUUUUGGCAAUUUGGAUUGUAAAGAGAAAGGUGAGAUCUUCUUCCUUAAAAGCUUGUUUGUAAUGUGGAAAUGUGAGGAAUUUGGGUGUUGUAUGUGAAGGAUGCCCUAAGUCUCAAGUUUUUAGCUCA
This is a messenger RNA of Gossypium raimondii (Peruvian cotton), 1799 nucleotides long. RefSeq names its product thaumatin-like protein 1. NCBI's taxonomy places the organism in Eukaryota, Viridiplantae, Streptophyta, Magnoliopsida, Malvales, Malvaceae. The coding region runs from base 324 to 1388 and encodes 354 amino acids. The transcript is spliced from 3 exons. Gene Ontology annotation, cellular component: extracellular region. The record is from RefSeq and is a predicted model, not a curated record. Gene Ontology annotation, biological process: defense response.